AUGUUUGAUGAUUUGAUACUUCUCGCGAAAGGUGGUAUGACUGUCUACCACGGGCCCGUGAAGAAAGUGGAGGAGUACUUCCAAGGUCUGGGGAUUGUCGUCCCGGAUCGUGUCAAUCCACCGGACUACUACAUAGAUAUCUUGGAGGGAAUCGUGAAGCCAAAUACGAAUGCAGCAGUCAAUGUCAAAGAUCUCCCUCUGCGAUGGAUGCUGCACAACGAAUACGAAGUUCCAAGAGAUAUGUUGCAGAGUGCUUCUGACUCGGGAUCGCCGUUUAGGGAAGGAGAGGGGGGUCACACUGGCCCUGAAGCCGAAUCCAAAAAAUCCGUUGUUAGUGAAUUGUGGGGUAAUCUCAGGGACAUACUUGGGCAGAAAAAGGAUGAGUAUGAUUACAAUAAAUCUUCUGAAGAUUUAUCUAACCGGAAAACUCCUGGCAUCCUUAGGCAGUACAAGUACUACCUGGGAAGAUGUGGCAAGCAAAGGCUUCGUGAAUCUAGAAUACAAGGAGUCGACUUUCUGAUUCUGGGCCUUGCUGGUAUCUGUUUAGGGACACUGGCUAAAGUGAGCGACGAGACAUUUGGAGCACUUGGCUACACAUACACUGUCAUCGCUGUCUCCCUUCUGUGCAUGAUUGGUGCCCUUCGGUCAUUCUCCCUGGAGAAGAUACACUACUGGAGGGAAAGAGCAUCAGGCAUGAGCUCUUUGGCAUACUUCAUGUCUAAAGACACGAUCGAUCACUUCAACACCAUUGUGAAACCUAUUGUAUACUUGUCCAUGUUCUACUUCUUCAACAAUCCGAGGUCGUCGAUCUGGGAGAACUAUGUGAUCCUCGUUGCGGUCGUCUACUGCGUGACGGGGAUCGGCUACACUUUCGCUAUCUUCUUUCAGCCCGGUUCGGCACAGCUGACGCACGCAGAGACCCCGCACGCGCUCGCCGUCGCCGUCAUCCACGCCGUCGCGCACCACGCCGUCGCCGUCGCAGCCUCGCCGUCGGCCGCCGCCCGCUCCCCGGCGCCGCAGGGCGUAGUCGAGCGGGAUGACACCGUUUGA
Messenger RNA from Lolium rigidum, 1050 nucleotides. Its product is annotated as ABC transporter G family member 28-like. NCBI's taxonomy places the organism in Eukaryota, Viridiplantae, Streptophyta, Magnoliopsida, Poales, Poaceae. The record is from RefSeq and is a predicted model, not a curated record. Gene Ontology annotation, molecular function: ABC-type transporter activity. The coding region runs from base 1 to 1050 and encodes 349 amino acids. The transcript has 5 exons.